Messenger RNA from Rhodamnia argentea, 898 nucleotides. RefSeq lists its product as uncharacterized. The record is from RefSeq and is a predicted model, not a curated record. The transcript has 2 exons. The coding region runs from base 163 to 666 and encodes 167 amino acids. NCBI's taxonomy places the organism in Eukaryota, Viridiplantae, Streptophyta, Magnoliopsida, Myrtales, Myrtaceae.
UUCUUCUUCUUCCCAAAGCGAACAGAAUUUUACGAUAUUCCCCGUAUAUUCCGCCCAAGCUCCCGAGCUCAACCUCCAUCGACGCUUUCGCAGCUCACCGCACCCACUCCACGACACCCUCUUCCCCAUGAUCUGAGUCCGGAUUCACGCAGGCUCGGAGCAAUGGGGCUGUUCAGGCGGAUAGCGGGGAUUCUAGGUUUUGGCCGAGACGAAGUCAACAAGGACGACGAGGAUCGACGGCAGCAUCGGGGAGGCGGAGAAGAGCGAGGAGGAGAGGAAGAGGGAGACGAACCUCCGAAUUCGGCCGGCAGAAGUAGAAGCUACCAGGAGACCGGCCUUCCUCGCAGGGGCUUCAGCGUCCCGGUCAAAGUCGCCGUCGAACGGCCGAGCGCCGGCCCCGUCCUCGUCCCCUGCGAUUCCGGCGACGGCGGAGUUCAGGGUCUGCGAUGGUGCGCAAAACGACUGAGGAUAGACGAAGACGGGGAUGUGGCUCAUGAAUUUCUUGAUGAGGUUUUGCUGGAGGCUUUGGAGCCAGAGGAGAAGCCGCAGCUGAAGUUUGCUCCGCGGCACGGUACAAGACCAGCCAUGGUCAAGAAUCAGGUAAUUUCCCACGACGGCAAGGUUCAACACUGUGUGGAACACCAUGGUAGGCUAGAGUGGGUAUAACACUAGCAAGGACCCGCGGAAGAAUGUUCUCCCCGCUUCUAGGAACUUUAAUCCUCUCGUCACGGGAAUCCUGCAUGAUUUUUGGCGAUUCAUUGCGAAUGAUUCUUGCAACUGUACUGAUAGACAGAAACUCCCAUAUUGCAGACAUUCCUGUAUCCUUAUUGAAAGGGAUAGUGUACAUUAACUUUAAACUUUCCCAUAUGAAAGUGUCUUCCUACUUUGCUUGUCCUUU